Phalacrocorax carbo (great cormorant) is the source of this 798-nucleotide messenger RNA. The record is from RefSeq and is a predicted model, not a curated record. NCBI's taxonomy places the organism in Eukaryota, Metazoa, Chordata, Aves, Suliformes, Phalacrocoracidae.
GAAGCUCAGCCAGAGAAAUGGUCCAUCAGUAAACACACACAAACAUACCCAACAGAUGCCUAUGGAAACCUUGAAUUCCAGGGAGGAGGACAUUCAAAUAAGGCCAUGUAUAUCCGUGUGUCAUAUGACACUAAACCAGAUUCUCUGCUGCAUCUCAUGGUGAAGGAUUGGCAACUGGAACUGCCCAAACUCUUAAUCUCUGUCCAUGGUGGCCUCCAGAACUUUGAAAUGCAACCUAAGUUAAAGCAAGUAUUUGGAAAAGGUUUGAUAAAGGCUGCCAUGACCACAGGAGCUUGGAUUUUCACUGGAGGUGUUAGUACAGGUGUCAUUCGUCAUGUGGGAGAUGCCUUGAAAGAUCAUUCUUCCAAAUCCAGGGGACGAAUAUGUGCCAUAGGAAUUGCACCGUGGGGCAUUGUAGAAAACAAGGAAGACCUGAUAGGAAAAGAUGUAACACGGGUUUACCAAACCAUGUCAAACCCUCUAAGCAAGCUCUCUGUGCUCAACAGUUCCCAUACCCACUUCAUUCUGGCAGACAACGGUACAAUAGGUAAAUAUGGAGCUGAAGUAAAGUUACGACGUCAGUUGGAAAAACACAUUUCCCUCCAGAAAAUUAACACACGGCUGGGACAAGGUGUUCCUGUAGUUGGGCUCAUAGUGGAAGGGGGUCCCAAUGUGAUCUCCAUUGUCUUAGAGUGUCUGCGAGAAGAACCUCCUCUCCCUGUUGUGAUAUGUGAUGGUAGUGGACGAGCAUCUGAUAUUCUGUCAUUUGCACACAAGUAUUCAGAAGAAGGAGGGUAA